Molecule: messenger RNA, 258 nt
Organism: Laccaria bicolor S238N-H82
Lineage: Eukaryota; Fungi; Basidiomycota; Agaricomycetes; Agaricales; Hydnangiaceae
Exons: 2
Coding region: 1-258 (85 amino acids)
Biological process (GO): protein import into mitochondrial matrix
Cellular component (GO): PAM complex, Tim23 associated import motor
Molecular function (GO): ATPase activator activity
Source: RefSeq, a predicted model, not a curated record
AUGCGACGUGGCAUUCUGGGUGGUAAGGCUGCAGCGGACCAGUGGGUUAAGGGAGGGUUCAAAGCCAAGAUGGACCGCAAGGAGGCCAUCGAGAUUCUGGGACUCAAGGACGGACCUCUACUGCGCAACAAACUAAAGGAUGCCCACCGACAUAUUAUGCUUGCCAACCACCCAGAUCGUGGAGGGUCGCCAUACCUCGCAAGUAAAAUCAACGAGGCAAAGGAUCUCCUGGAUAAAACAGAGGGACGUGGUCGCUGA